AUGGGGAUGCUGGCCAUCAAGAAAUUCUUGGACUUGAAAGUCAUGUAUUUGGCCGGAAGGGAGGGAACUGUUGGGCUGCUAGAAUCCGAGUCCGACAGAAGGCGGAAGGGAACACUACUUCACUCGUAUGAACUCGCCAUCUCAGAGCUCCGACUCCCUUUGCAGCUGUCGGGGAUGAUUCUACGACGGCUCCGAAUGUCAGCUAUGUUUAUUCGACCUCGCAAUUCGACGACUUUGUAUUUAAACUAUCAUUUUUUCAUUCCUUCAGAGCAUUAUACUUGCAAAACACUCAGUCUCAUAGGCUUCUCUGAUACCUUCAACUUUCGCUACACUCACAUCGUCUUCUACUCGUCAUCUGGGCCUGAAUCUUAUGAUUAUUUAACACAAUUUCUACCUUUUGGGACCUCCAGUUCUGUUUUUUCAAGCGUAACUUGUCCUAGGGAACGGCGAAAAGUAGUAGUGGGAUUAUCCAAGAUCAUUAAGGAUGAGAAUGGUUUUGUGUUGAAGAGAUUUAAACGAGAUUUUUGUCCACUCUUUCUUGUGAGGGUUAUGACAUUGUUGGAGACCCGGGAAGCUGCAUUUGCAUUCUUCAAACUAGCAUUAGGGGAUAAUGAUUCUGAGGAGACUGUUCGAUUGUGUUGCAUUGCGGCGGGUAUUUUAGCUGCACAGAAUCUUAGGUAUUUUGCGCAAGACAUGGUUUCAUGGGUAAUUGCAAGGAUGGGAGCUAGCAAAAGCAAACAACUUGUGCAGUUUAUGUGGAAGAUUCACUCCCACUAUGAGUCUGAUUUUUCUGUCCUGGAUACCCUUAUGAGGGGCUUUUUGAAUGCGGAAAUGAGUUCAGAGGCAUUGGAAAUUUUGCAUAAAAUGAGGGAUGUGGGAGUUGUGCCAAGUGCAUCUGCAAUAACCAUUCUUAUUAAGUUGUUACUUAGAAUUGGUGAUUAUAGUAGUGUGUGGAAGAUACUUAAAGAUAUGCUCCGUAGAGGGCCAUAUCCUUGUAAUAUAACGUUUAACGUGAUGAUUUAUGGGUUUUGUAGACAAGGGUGGCUUGUAGGUGGAGAAAGUUUGUUACAUUUGAUGCAAAAGUUUGGGUGCAAUCCUGAUGUUGUUACGUAUAAUAUUGUUAUUAAUGCAUACUGCGUUUGGGGGAAGACUUCAGUUGCGGUGGAUUGGUUGCAAUUCAUGAUCAAAUGUGGUUGCAAACCGAGCAUUGCAACAUUUAAUACCAUUGUUCAUGCGUUUUGUAGGGAGGGAAAUGUGACUGAGGCAAGGAAAUUUUUUGAUACAUUUCAAGAUAUGAAUGUUACUCCAAAUACUGUGAUGUACAACACGCUGAUGGAUGGAUAUGUCAAGGCGAGGGAAGUUGGUCAAGCAAACAUGCUUUAUGAAGAAAUGAGGAGUAAAGGCAUCUGUCCUGACUGUGUAACUUUUAAUAUUUUGGUUGCAGGCCAUUAUAAGUAUGGUAGAAAAGAGGAUGGGAAUAGUUUGUUAACAGAUUUAUCUGUUCAAGGAAUCCUUCCAGACUAUUCAUUGUAUGACAUAACAAUCUCGUGCCUGUGUUGGGCGGGAAGACUUAAUGAGACUGCAAAACUAUUAGAAGACCUGCUUGAAAAGGGAAUACCUCUUAGUGUAGUUGCCUUUAACACUUUAAUUGCAGCCUAUAGCAGGGCUGGGUUAGAAGACAAGGCAUUUGAAUCCUAUAAAACUAUGAUUAAAUGUGGUUUGACUCCUUCACCCUCCACAUUUAAUUCUUUGCUUAUGGGUUUGUGUUGGAAAGGGAGGAUGCUAGAAGCCAGGACGCUUUUUGGUAGGAUCUCAAAGAAAGGCCUUCCCCUCAACAAAGUGGCUUAUACAGUUCUUUUGGAUGGAUACUUUAAGAUGGGUGAUCUCUACGGGGCUAAGUCUAUCUGGACUGAAAUGAAAGAAAGUGGUGUAUAUCCAGAUGCUGUUGCCUUUUCAGCCUUAAUUGAUGGGCUCUCAAAGUCAGGCUUGGUUGAGGAGGCACACAAAAUGUUCUUAGAAAUGUCAGCCGAAGGUUUUGUUCCUAAUAAUUUUGCAUACAAUUCUUUAAUUCAUGGGUUUUGUGACUGUGGGAAAAUGUAUGAAGCAGUAAGGUUGGAAAAAGAGAUGAGGCUAAAAGGUCUCCUUCCUGAUACCUUUACCCUGAAUAUAAUUAUUGGUGGGUCUGUAAACAAGGGCCAAAUGAAGCCUGCACUUGAUGUGUUUUAA
Neltuma alba is the source of this 2226-nucleotide messenger RNA. RefSeq names its product pentatricopeptide repeat-containing protein At1g63330. The record is from RefSeq and is a predicted model, not a curated record. Gene Ontology annotation, molecular function: protein binding. Bases 1 to 2226 code for a protein of 741 amino acids. NCBI's taxonomy places the organism in Eukaryota, Viridiplantae, Streptophyta, Magnoliopsida, Fabales, Fabaceae. The transcript has 2 exons.